AUGUUCUUGCGCCGCUCUGUGUUGCUUUUAACUUUGUUGGAUCACCGGCGGCAACAGUAAAUAUGGCUGCCUCCAUGAGGAGAGCCGCUCACGACAUAGAAACGCGAAAGAGGACCGAGGAUGUUCUUCUGGCGGAGGGGAUUGACUUCGGCUCACUGCUGUUGUCUCAGGCCGUGCUGGAAGGACUGUCCUCCGCGGGGUUUCAGAAACCGUCCCCGAUCCAGCUCAAAGCGAUUCCACUGGGCCGCUGCGGACUCGAUUUGAUUGUUCAAGCAAAGUCUGGAACAGGAAAGACAUGCGUGUUUGUCACCAUUGCCCUGGACUCUCUUGUUCUGGAGAAUGCGUCCACUCAGGUUCUUGUUUUGGCUCCGACACGUGAGAUCGCCGUGCAGAUCCACUCGGUGGUGAUGGCCAUCGGCUGUGCCAUGGAAGGCCUGGAGUGCCAUGUUUUCAUCGGGGGCAGGCCUGUGAGCCAAGACAAAGCCCGUCUGAGGAAGUGUCACAUCGCUGUGGGCUCCCCCGGUCGCAUCAAGCAGCUUAUCGAGCUGGGCAUGUUGUCCACCGCUAGCGUCCGGCUGUUUGUUCUGGAUGAGGCAGACAAACUGCUGGAGGAGGGGAGCUUCCAGGAACAGAUAAACUGGAUCUUCUCCUCUCUGCCUGUCAACAAACAAAUGCUUGCACUCUCUGCCACCUACCCAGAAUCCCUUGCUCAACACCUUACCCGCUACAUGAAUGAACCCACUUUUGUUCGACUCAAUCCGAGUGACAUGGGCCUGAAAGGUCUGAAGCAGUAUUACAAGCUGGUACAGUCCCAUCCGUUACCUCACAAAGUUUUUGAGGAAAAGGUGCAGCACCUGCUCGAGCUGUUCAGUAAAAUCCCAUUUAACCAAGCCUUGGUGUUUUCUAACAUGCACACAAGGGCUCAGCACCUGGCAGACAUCUUGUCCUCCAAAGGCUUACCUGCAGUUUGUAUUUCAGGUGGUCUGAGUCAGGACCAGAGACUUGAGGCAAUGUCCAAACUGAAGCAGUAUCAGUGCAGAGUGCUCAUCUCUACCGACCUGACAUCCAGGGGCAUAGAUGCAGAGAAAGUGAACCUGGUGAUCAACCUGGAUGUGCCACAGGAUUGGGAAACGUACAUGCACCGAAUCGGACGGGCUGGGCGGUUUGGCACUCAGGGGAUGGCUGUGACCUACUGCUGCCAUGGGGAAGAGGAGAACAAGAUGAUGGCUAUUGCUCAGAAGUGUUGCCUCAGUUUGUCUGCUUUACCAUCCAUCUUGGAGCCUGGUUUGAUGGAUGAGCCAUGUGACUGGGACGUGUGCUCCGAGGCCGCCGCUCCAGACAAUAUAUCUCAGCUGAUUUUCAAAUCUGUAAAGAAAAAGCGUACAAAAACAGGGGCCCCUGUGUCUGAGCCCAUCGGGAAUAAAGCUGUAAAGUCCAGCGGUCAGAGGAGGCCAGAAAAAACCCAAACAGCGACCCCGACACCACAGAAUGAAGAAGACAGUGAAAGGCAGAUGGUUUCCACCAGAAUGGAGAGUCUGCAGCAGUGUCCUUCUGAAGUGCCACUGACUCGGAAAGAGCUGCAAGACGCCCUGCCGAAGAUCCCCCCCCUCAGCUCGUUCAAAAACAGCCGGUCGAAGUUUGUGACGUUUGAGGAGGCAGAGCUGGACUUCAACACCUUCAUCACCACAGGUUUGGGAAGAUCAGUGGAGAUCAUCAGAGAGUUCAGAGGCGGAGUGUGCGGUGAUCAGAACGUUGAGUACACCGAGUGUGUCACAUUGGAGGGUGAUGGGCCUGUAGUUUUGACUCAAAGUGGUGAACGGUUGCAGUCACUUUCUGUUUCCUCAAGCUCCCACUCUGAUUUGGUUGCUGGUGUCAAACCCGAAGGUUCACAGGAGUCCACAGUAGCUGAACAGAAGACAGUUUUUCAGCAUGUGACUGGAAGUGCAUCCACUGUGCCCAGAAUAUUUGGCCAGAAAACCUGCAAAAGUGUGGGAGCUCCAUCUCAGCCUGAGAAAAAUGAUUCUGUAAGAAGCAAGCAAGCCAGUCAUACACCAACUGGUCAGACUUGUGGGCAUAAGUCCAAAAAAAUAAAAAAAGACAGCACAAAGUUGUCAAAGAAGGUUAAAGGAGAGCCAAAGAGGGAAACUGAUGAAGAAGAGAGCAUGGAAACCGAGGAGGAGUGGAGCUCUGAGACGUACUGGAAAGCCUGCUACAAAGCCUGGAGUGAUUAUUACUCUGCUAUGUCCAUUUUUCCAGAGUAUGGCUACCAGAGCUACUACGAUGUAGCUCACAACUGGAUGGCUGCUUAUCGCAUGAAUGCAGUCUACAUGCAGGAACUCAUGAAACACUAAUUGAGCAUUUCCAGUAAUUCUGAUAUCUGUUAGGACACAUCUUCAAUCUUGAAUCUGGUUUUUAACAUUUCCUGCCUGAAAUGGAUUAAAUGAGCAGGUUUGCACUUUGGGUCUAAAACAAUGACUCUAGUUCUGUAUUUCUCAGUUCAUAUGUUGUGUCAAUUCUUUUUGUUAUCGCCUAAACCCAGCAUGUACUGUAUAUUUGAAAUAGGUGUAUUAUUUCUGUUCAGGGCAUAAUACUACCAGAAAAUAAAAAUCUGUGCAAAAA
This is a messenger RNA of Girardinichthys multiradiatus, 2619 nucleotides long. It is a transcript of the gene ddx20, whose product is annotated as DEAD (Asp-Glu-Ala-Asp) box polypeptide 20. Gene Ontology annotation, biological process: spliceosomal snRNP assembly. The transcript is spliced from 11 exons. Gene Ontology annotation, cellular component: SMN complex. Lineage: Eukaryota; Metazoa; Chordata; Actinopteri; Cyprinodontiformes; Goodeidae. Bases 63 to 2351 code for a protein of 762 amino acids. The record is from RefSeq and is a predicted model, not a curated record. Gene Ontology annotation, molecular function: RNA helicase activity; ATP binding; RNA binding.